UGAUAUUUUCACGUAGACGUGCAAGUUGCCACCCUGCAGAAAGGGGCGAAAGUGGUAUUUAUAUAUAUUCAUCAGUGUACACAUGCCCACUGAAUCAAAGUGGGGCUACACAAGCGCCCUGCCCACCCCUUGAUGUAAAUUUUACUACAGCUUUCCGUGAUGUCAUGGCAAACGAGGGGUGGAGGGGGGGGCGGACAAUGGUUCAUGAGGGAAAGGUUUUCUGAAGCAGCCCCGGGAUAUUAAGGACAAACUGCUUGACUCUGAAUUAAAUUGACUAAAUAAUAAAGAAGAGGAACCCUCGUUUUCCGAGUAGGAGAAAGCUUUAAUGGAAAAUCUUUCUCUUCAGAAAAUGAAUUUCGAGGCGAGCUGCUGAAUCAGAGGUGGACAAGAGGAGAAAGACUCAGCAGUUGUGGAACAACAAAAAGCCUGCACAGCAGACGAAUCAAGAUGAGUUUAGACAGUGACGACAAGAGAACACGAACACGAUCAAAGGGAAUUAGAGUACCUGUAGAACUUGUAGGACAAGAAUUAAGCUGCCCCACCCCUGGAUGCAAUGGCUCAGGUCAUGUCAGUGGAAAAUAUGCAAGACACAGAAGUUUACAGAGCUGCCCAUUGGCCAAAAAAAGAAAACACCAGGAUGUGGAUGCAGACCAGCCCACAUCUAAAAGGAAGUCCCACCCCCUGAAGCUGGCUCUUGAUGAGGGGUACAAUGUGGACAGUGAUGGCAGUGAUGAGAUGGAAGCCAAGGAGGACUCCACAGCUGAUGAAUCAGAAGAGGCUUUGGAGGACGAUCAAGAAGAGAUGGCUGAAAAAGAUGGGAGUGUGGAGAGUCAAUACACAUCUGUGAUCACAGAAGCAGAAUGUUUGACAGCAGAAUCUUCAAAUGUUAAAAAAUCUAAAGAGAAUGACUCACCUAAGGCACCUGCUGUUAAUCAAAGAGAUGAUUACUCCAGCUAUCAUGAAAUGGUAGCAAGCUCCCUCCUCAACUUGGGUCAAAUCGCCGAAAACACAAGAGAAAGAGCAGAGGACUCGCUCAACCACACAGAUGCCAGCAUGAGGUAUGAUUCAGACAAAUCUGAGAAGGGGGGCAAGGAAGGAACAGAGCAACAUCUUGAAGGUGAUGAGGAAGACGAUGACAAUGAUGAUGAUGAAGAUGGAGAAAACGCACAUCCCCAGGAGGAGGGUAAAUUAACCCAGCCCACUGGUGACAGGCUGACAGGGAAAAUGCAAGAGCCAGAAGAGGAGGAGGAUGAGGAUGAUGAAGAAGAUGAAGGCAGGGAAACUCGCAUGACCCAGAAAGACAACUCAGACCAUCAGUACUUCAGUGGCAGGUUCAGAACAGGGCCAAAGGAGAAAGAUGCUGAGUCAGACAUGCACUGUGAGGAGAUUCUGGAAGAGGAGGAGGACGAAGAGGAACAGGAGGAAGAUGAAGAAGACAAUGAAGAGGAUGCAGAAGAAGAGCCUGCUGCUGCCACUCGUGCUGCUGCCACUCAGGGAUCUCAGUCUGAAAUGCAGGCUGAAGUGGUACAGGAGUCUCAGCAGGAUGACUACUCCUGUCACAAAACCGCGCCAUCCGUCGUCAUCGAGGUGCGAUCCGAGGAGUCCGAGAAGGACGAAGACGAAGACGAGGAUGACGAGGAAGAUGACGACAGCCUCUCGCAGAAGUCGGCGGUCACAGAUGAGUCGGAAAUGUAUGACAUGACCAGGGGGAACCUGGGCCUCCUCGAGCAGGCCAUCGCCUUGAAAGCAGAGCAGGUGAAGGGCACGCGGGAGCCAGGUCGGGUAUCAGGCGAGCAGCUGCGCUAUUUCCACAUAGAGGACAGGCCGAGCAAGGCUGUGGAUGCCAUCCGAAAAAGUUACUUCGGUAAAGAGAGUUCCAGGCCGGAGAAAAGAGAAAUAAAGUGCCCAACCCCAGGCUGUGAUGGGACAGGACAUGUCACUGGGCUAUACCCUCACCAUCGCAGCCUAUCUGGCUGCCCACACAAGGACAGAAUACCUCCAGAGAUUCUGGCCAUGCAUGAGAAUGUCCUGAAGUGUCCAACACCUGGCUGUACAGGACAAGGUCAUGUGAACAGCAACCGCAACACUCACAGAAGCUUAUCUGGAUGCCCCAUUGCUGCUGCAGAGAAACUGUCCAAAAGCCACGAGAAGCAGCAGGUUCCACAGCCUUCGAGUGACCACCCCAAAGGCAGCCCCAAUUCUGAUAGAGUACUCAGGCCCAUGUGUUUUGUAAAGCAGUUAGAAAUCCCUCAGUAUGGCAGCUACAGGCCCAAUGUACUACCUACAACGCCUCGCGCCAACCUGGCAAAGGAACUUGAAAAAUACUCCAAGGUUUCCUUCGAUUAUGCAAGUUUUGAUGUUCAGGUCUUUGGCAAACGUGUGCUUGCCCCAAAGAUUCAGACCAGUGAAACCUCACCAAAAGCCUUUAAAUCAAAACCAUUCCCCAAGGCAUCCUCCCCAAGCCACAGUAUGUCCAGCAGCUAUGUCAAGAGCACAUCCUCCUCCUCCUCCAGUGGCUACGAUUACUCCCAUGAUGCUGAGGCUGCUCACAUGGCAGCCACAGCAAUCUUGAACCUGUCCACCCGCUGCUGGGAAAUGCCCGAAAACCUCAGCACAAAGCAGCAAGACCUCACCAGCAAGAACAUGGACAUCGAGGUGGACGAGAACGGGACCCUGGAUCUCAGCAUGAAGAAGCACAUGAAGAGAGAGGGCAGCUUGUCGUGUGUGAGCCCAGGGGUCCGCUCUCCGGACCAGUCCCAGAACCAGAGCAGCAGUGCCAGCAGCAGCGCUAUGACCUCCCCGCAGUCCAGCCACACCUACAAGCAAGAGGACUGGGAGGGCCCCAUCGACUACACCAAACCAAACAGGCAGCGCGAGGAGGACAUGGAGGAGGUGGAGCCUGCGUCCCACUCCUUUGCCUCAUCAGAGCCUGAAGACUGUGAAAUGAUUCAGGAGAGUAUGGAAGAAAGAAAGUACCCAGGAGAGGUCACAACCUCGAGCUUCAAAGUGAAAUAUCAGUCCAAGGACUGCAAAAAAGAACUUCUGCUGUGUCCAACACCUGGCUGUGAUGGUAGUGGCCACAUCACUGGAAACUAUGCUUCACACCGGAGCCUGUCUGGUUGUCCUCUUGCUGACAAGAGUCUCAGAUCCCUCAUGGCUGCCCACUCUGCUGAGCUGAAGUGCCCCACCCCAGGAUGUGAUGGAUCUGGUCACAUCACAGGAAACUAUGCCUCACACAGAAGUUUGUCUGGGUGCCCCCGUGCCAAGAAAGGUGGAAUAAAAACAACUCCUUCCAAGGACGACAAGGAAGACUCCGAGCUCUUAAAGUGCCCAGUUCCGGGAUGCGACAGCUUGGGCCACAUCAGUGGAAAGUACGCUACUCACCGCAGUGCCUACGGUUGCCCACUGGCUGCCCGCAGACAGAAGGAAGGGCUCCUGGAAGGCUCCCCUUUCUCUUGGAAAUCCUUCAAAACCGAGGGGCCAACCUGCCCUACUCCGGGAUGUGACGGCUCAGGUCACGCUAAUGGCAGCUUCCUUACGCAUAGAAGUCUAUCAGGCUGCCCCAGAGCAUCUUUUGCUAAGAAGAAAGCAAAGUUCCCUGGGGAGGAAUAUCUAAGCACCAAAUUCAGGGCCAGUGAUGUGCUGGAUAAUGAUGAAGAUAUCAAACAGUUAAACAAGGAGAUAAGCGAACUCAACGAAUCCAACACUGAAAUGGAAGCAGACAUGGUCAAUCUGCAGACACAGAUUUCUUCAAUGGAAAAGAACCUGAAGAACAUUGAAGAGGAGAACAAAAUCAUUGAGGAGCAGAAUGAAGCCUUGUUUAUGGAGCUCUCUGGUCUAAGUCAGGCUCUUAUCCGUAGCCUCGCCAACAUCCGCCUUCCACACAUGCAGGAGCCAAUAACUGAGCAGAAUUUCGAUGCCUACGUGAACACGUUGACGGACAUGUACACCAAUAAGGAAUGCUACCAGAACCCAGAGAACAAGGCCCUUCUGGAGACAAUUAACCAAGCAGUAAAGGGUAUCAAGGUUUAAAGGACACAGAGACUACGACAAAAUGAAUAAAUUAAAAAAAAAAUUAAAAAGGGCAUUCAGGUUUUAAAAGGCAAUGUACUUCUUUCCCAGGGAGCAUUCCUCAAAACCAGGACCAAAAUCCAGGCAUGCUGCUGCUGGGGGCUUAUAGGACAAGUGGAUCAGAACCAAAUUGUUGUUUUGUUGUUUUUUUUUUUUUGCUGUCCCAGUUUUUGACUCUGAACACUUUGAGAUUUGAAGUUGAAUUAUCAGGAUCAAACGGAUUAGCAGGUUCGAAAUCCCUGCUUGAAAAAAAAAAGAAUGUUAAUGAGUGUUAUUCUUUCUACCAUUGAAAAGUCAGCUUACCUAUUUGUUGGGGAACGGUCAACAGCUUCUUCUGACAGCUUACCUGAAAACUGGAAAACAAGUUACAGAUGCUGUGAUGGCCAUGCUGUUGUUUGACAUCUGUUUACCUUAUUACGGGGCAGAUCAAUACCCCUGGGGAUCAUUUCUGCUAGUUCUGUUGUGAAAUUGGGGUGGCUAUCAUCCUAAAGGAGAAGAAGAACAUAGAAGGGUUCUGGUCAAGGUUGUUUGCCAGAUAACAACUAGACCUGUGUUAAUUGUGUUCCAAGAUCUCCCUGGUCCCCUAUAGACCGGAUGAAAAUCUUAUGAAUUCCUCACACUGCAGUAGAGAAUAUAUCUUCCAACACAACCUGUUCCCAAUUGCUUUCCCUGCCUCAUCAGAUGUCCAUGAACAAUACUUUCCUGUCUGAUGGUUAAACAAAAAAAUACACCUGAUACCACCUUUUCCUUAAAGAUAAAAAAGAAAAAAAUAUAUUGUGUAAAUAAAUUUCAAUUUCAUCUAGUAAUAUUUAUAGUAUUUAUGAGCAUAGAAAUUGCACUUCAUUUCAAUAACUAGUUUGUAGUUUAAUUAUUGUUAUAUAAAUUAUUUAAUUUGUAUCCGUGAAGGGUAAAAUGUAAUUUAUUCCCAGUAUUCUAUGUUAACUUUGCCUAUUUAUUUAACCUUGCCUAUUUAUUUUUUUGUAAAACAGAAUACAGCACAUCCAGUAAAACCUUUUACUGUAAAUGGCCAUUGAAAAAAUGAUGAUAAAUUUCCUCAAGAUUAACAUUUGAAGAAGAAAACUCUAUUUAAAAUAUCAACCACAGUGAAUUAUUUUAUAUAUUUUAGUAUUUAUUUUGAAGAAUGGGA
Lepisosteus oculatus (spotted gar) is the source of this 5218-nucleotide messenger RNA. RefSeq names its product myelin transcription factor 1b (gene myt1b). NCBI's taxonomy places the organism in Eukaryota, Metazoa, Chordata, Actinopteri, Semionotiformes, Lepisosteidae. The record is from RefSeq and is a predicted model, not a curated record. Gene Ontology annotation, cellular component: nucleus. Gene Ontology annotation, biological process: regulation of transcription by RNA polymerase II. Gene Ontology annotation, molecular function: RNA polymerase II cis-regulatory region sequence-specific DNA binding; zinc ion binding; DNA-binding transcription factor activity, RNA polymerase II-specific.